UAAGCGAAACAAUAACAAUUGGUGUUACUUUCACUAACCCUCUGAGAGAGUGACUGUUACAUGUUCCGUCCAUCAAGCUUUUAAGGAAAUUGGGAAAGGCAUAUAACGUGCUCUGUGCACGUCAGGUUUGACACGAUUUGAAACCCUUUAAAGUUGAAUCUACUUUUUUUCUACAGUAGCUGUGCAGGAGUGGCAAGAGCCUAAAGCAGCUAUUCAUAUCAGAUUUCAACCAAACCAGCUGGGAGAGAGAGAGCGGAGAGAGCGAGCGUCUGUCAUUAUCUUUCCCUUUCCGAUCCAGGAAAGCUUAGGGAGAGAGAAAAUAGAGAAAAUAGAGGGAGAGAGGGAGGGUGAGAGAGGAGGAGAGAGAGGGAUCCAAAGGAAUUUCUAAGGAUAUUUCUUCUGUUGCCGUGAAAAAAAAGUGUUGGUCAGUUGGGGGCGAGGCGAAGAGCGCGGUCAAGGAUGGACGAGCAGCCUCGGUUGAUGCACUCCCACGGCGUGGGAAUGGCCCGACACCCCGGCAUGGCGCAAAAUAUGCAGGAUGGCACAGGAGGGACGGACGGAGAUGGAAGAAAGCAGGACAUUGGAGACAUAUUACAGCAAAUAAUGACAAUCACAGACCAAAGCCUGGACGAAGCGCAGGCCAGGAAACAUGCACUGAACUGUCACAGGAUGAAACCGGCUCUCUUCAACGUCUUGUGUGAUAUAAAAGAGAAAACAGUGCUCAGUAUCCGUGGCACCCAGGAGGACGAUGCUCCAGAUGCCCAGCUCAUGCGAUUGGACAACAUGCUGCUGGCGGAGGGCGUGUCCGGACCAGAGAAAGGGGGCGGGUCUGCGGCAGCAGCAGCAGCGGCGGCAGCAGCGGGAGGAGGGGUGGGCCAGGACAACUCAACAGAACACUCAGACUACCGGGCCAAGCUGACUCAGAUCCGCGGGAUCUACCACACAGAGCUGGAGAAGUAUGAACAGGCAUGUAACGAGUUCACCACCCAUGUGAUGAACCUGCUGAGGGAGCAGAGUCGCACGCGGCCCAUCUCACCCAAAGAGAUCGAGCGCAUGGUGGGCAUCAUCCACCGCAAGUUCAGCUCCAUCCAGAUGCAGCUCAAACAGAGCACCUGCGAGGCCGUCAUGAUCCUACGCUCACGCUUCCUCGACGCCAGACGAAAGAGAAGGAACUUCAACAAGCAGGCAACAGAGAUCCUAAAUGAGUAUUUCUACUCCCACCUGUCCAACCCCUACCCCAGUGAGGAGGCCAAGGAAGAGCUGGGCAAGAAGUGCUCCAUCACAGUGUCACAGGUAUCGAACUGGUUUGGAAACAAGAGGAUCCGAUACAAGAAAAACAUUGGCAAGUUCCAAGAGGAAGCCAACAUGUACGCCGCGAAGACAGCUGUCAGUGCAACCAAUGUAUCAGCCCAUGGCAGCCAGGCCAACUCCCCCUCCACCCCCAACUCUGCAGGUUCUGCUGGCUCUUUUAACAUGUCAAACUCCGGAGACUUGUUCAUGAGUGUGCAGGCUCUGAAUGGGGACUCAUACCAGGGGGCUGGGGUAGGGGCCAACGUUCAGUCCCAGGUGGAUACUCUUCGCCAUGUUAUCAGCCAGACAGGAGGAUACAGUGACAGUCUCGUCGCCAGCCAGAUGUACAGUCCACAGGGCAUCAAUACAAAUGGUGGAUGGCAGGAUGCUCCGACCCCCUCGUCAGUGACCUCGCCCAUAGAAGGACCUGGAAGUGUUCACUCGGAUACUUCCAACUGAUUAUUUGACCCUCCACAUACACCAUCCCCACAACCCAACGAUGAACUGGCAGAGCCAAUCACAGUCCUAAACAUAGCGGCAUACUACACAGUGUCCUGUAGAUUUCAGGGGUGCUGUGAAAACCAUAACUAUAGCAACCUUUCCUCAGCUACAGUACUACGGGACAUUUGAGAUGCAUACAUACAGUAAUAGAAUUUCAAAGCAAAAAUCAAAACGAUACAAAAGUUGUUAAUACAAAUGUUUGUACAGAUUUCACAGGAUAUUCAGAGGGCUGGAUUGCUUACUUACCUGUGAUGGGUUUACUCAUAUUGAUGAUAUUAAGUGAUAAAAAUACAUUUAGACAACCAAACCUGUAGACUUCAAUUCAAAUGCUUAAUUCUACCUCUCAGCGACUAAAAAGUAAACAAAUAUGAAAGAGCAUUAUUUGUUUUCUAAAACAUGAACUUUGUCAACUUUGUCAAGGAAGAAGCACUUCGCCAUUCUUUGUUUUGCGGUCCCUCCUCACUGGGCACAUACUGGUUGAAUCAACGUUGUUUCCACUUCGUUUCAAGGAAAUUACGUUGAACCAAUGUGGAGCCGACGUUGAAUUAACAUCUGUGCCCAGUGGGUCGCCUAUUCGAUGGUAUGCCAAAUAGGCUUUUAAUGUUGCUCCCCUGUUUACAGUGUGUGCUUGAUGAACUGUGUUCGCUUUACCCUCUCCCACAGGGAAAUAACCAAGAAGACUUAGAACUUGAUUUACUAAAUGUUUUUGUAUUAGUUUCUCCGUAGAGGACUUUUAGGGAAAGCAGGUCAGCCCAGUGAACUCUGAGGACCCUUCACCCUGACUAGCAGGUCUUCAAUCUGGGUGGAAGGCAUUAGAAAAGGAAAACAUGCUGGUACGAGAAUGCUCAUUGGCGAAUCUAAAGGAUUUAAUGGAAAUUGAGUAGACAAUUGAAUAUACAUUGUAGAUGUGUGUCUUCCUGAUUUAUAAACUUCUGCCCCAUGACCCCUUUGAUAAGAACGCAGGAGAUCUGUGGGCCCACAAGCACUCAUAGGGCUCUCUUCUGAUAUCCAUACUAGCGUGCCACUUAGUCUUGCUAACACCAGGCUCUCGACGUCACAGCACGUUGGUCGCUCGUCAGCCAGGCUACGCACCACUUAGAAUGCAUGCCCAAUACAUGCUUCAUUCUAAGUAUGCUAGUGUGGAUAUUGGGAAAAAGCUACAGAGUAUGUGCUGUUGAUUGUCUGAGGGCCUGAGGAAAGCCUUCCUUUUUAACAGCCACCUCAUUGAGUAUCAGUGUCUCAUCAGAGGUAAACGUGUGAAGUUACAGUUAUGUCAUGUGUAAAAGGAGAAAAAAAGGAAAUAAACACCUGUCAUCAACAACCCAGACGAGUUUGAAUCACAUCAUUCAUUCCAGUGAGAAUAAACUAAACAAAAGAACACAUCGUCUCAAUCUGAAAGUCAUUUGGAAUCACUUCCUGUGUCUGAUUGUUUUGGAGCCUAUGGGGGCCAAUAAGAGCAGACAUAAUGAGCAAAGUGGUGAAAACAUCAAGUAAUUUUGUCCUUGUCUAAUGUCAUUUCCUCGUUCGCUGUCUCACUUCAAAUUCAUUUGUUUUUUUAGUCGCCAAAUGCUACUGUUAACCAAAACUCUUAUAUUUGUUGAUCUAUUUUUUAUUUAGAGGUCGUAACCCAUCUAGCUACAUUCACUCAUAUACUUAUAUUAGAUUUCUCACUUUACCUUUUGCCAACUGUCCCAAUUCUGGUGCAGCAAUCCUAACUGGGGGGAAAUGAAAUCGAUAACCAACUGAACAAUGCUGCCUAAUUGAAAAGCCAUUGUAGAAGAAACCCUUUCUGGAGAAAAUCUCUGUCAAGGAUCUGUGUAGUAACAGUUUGUUUUUGAGUACAUGGAAUCAGAAUGUAGUUAAAAGGGGAAGUCGUUACGUUAAUAUGGUUCAGUUACUCCGAGCUCCGCUGAUGCAGGUAACACCAGGACUGAACUUACAGUAGCCGUGAUGCGCAGGUCAUGAGAUGCUUGUUUACCCCGUGACAUAGCUCAGAAGAUACAUUGUUUUCCUGUGAUUCAGUGUUCAUUGUUCCGCCACUGUUCCAAGGCACUCUCCUGCAAUGGAACUAUAUUGUUCUUUAAACCCAGAGUUGAUUUUUGUUUCUCUUCUCUCUUUUUUUGCCAUUUGAAUUUGUAUUACAAAAUGUUACUGUAUAUGACAGCAUUCUUUCUUUCACCGUAUCAAGAAUGUUACCUGUGUCCUUGCUGUUCACUUCUUAAAUUGACUUCUAUCAGUCCUCAGAAUUCAUGAGCAUUUUGAAUGUUGUGCCAAAAGGUCUGUAAUGUCCAUAGCAAAACUAGAGAUGUGAAAAUUCCUUCAGACAAACAAAGAUGUUUGGACAUUUGAUAUACUUGUCCUUAUGUUGUGUGGACUAUAGUUAUUCUUUAGUAUUUUGUUAUUUACUUUUUAUAGUGUGCUAUUGUACUUCAUGGUUCCCAUUUUCUUGUCAAUUAGCUCUCUCAUGAUGUGAUUCUGUGAACAUUGCCUCAUUGUACUUGACUUUCUUUGUUGAACCAUCAUUUCUACACUUUCAACAUUAAACUUAUUAUACUACUAUAUAAUACAUCAAGACAAAACAAUGGCAUUUUGUUAUUGAAUAUUUGAGCGAGAAAACAAGAAUAAUAUACUGAUAUUUGCCAGUUUUGCAAAAUGUUAUAGUUUAAAAAAAAUGUGAUAUGGAUUUUAAUGCACCAAUUGUAAAUUCAGUUUCCCAAACAAUGUACUAACAAGUUCAAAAAAGCUCACUUGCCAUGUCCCCUCUAAUUAAUUGAUUUGUUGUGCCAAAGUAGAAGUAUUCAUAAUUUAUUCAUUUUGGAAUAACUCUCAAUAAAACUGUCUGUAACUCCCGUAUUAACUACAAGUGAAUCUCAACUACUUGAUACUCUACAGGGACCCUGAGCUCUACAACCCAUUCCCUCCGGAUCCAGAUUUAGAAAUACGUAUGCUUGUUUGCCAAUAAAUGCAAUAUGAUAACACACUCCAUAUAAAAUAGCUUUUUUUGUUUUGAUAGCUGAA
This is a messenger RNA of Oncorhynchus gorbuscha (pink salmon), 4809 nucleotides long. RefSeq names its product pre-B-cell leukemia transcription factor 1-like. Gene Ontology annotation, biological process: animal organ morphogenesis; neuron development; embryonic organ development. The transcript is spliced from 9 exons. NCBI's taxonomy places the organism in Eukaryota, Metazoa, Chordata, Actinopteri, Salmoniformes, Salmonidae. The record is from RefSeq and is a predicted model, not a curated record. Gene Ontology annotation, cellular component: nucleus. The coding region runs from base 460 to 1749 and encodes 429 amino acids. Gene Ontology annotation, molecular function: DNA-binding transcription factor activity, RNA polymerase II-specific; RNA polymerase II cis-regulatory region sequence-specific DNA binding.